This is a messenger RNA of Populus nigra (black poplar), 2832 nucleotides long. RefSeq lists its product as uncharacterized. The transcript has a single exon. The coding region runs from base 282 to 2474 and encodes 730 amino acids. The record is from RefSeq and is a predicted model, not a curated record. NCBI's taxonomy places the organism in Eukaryota, Viridiplantae, Streptophyta, Magnoliopsida, Malpighiales, Salicaceae.
UCCAUUGAAUUGAUAAAUCCUCUAUUGCCCCCUCCCUCUCUCUUUCCUGUCACUCUCGCUUCAUCAAUCCACCUGCAUCUAUCUGUACGAGCUCUGUGCAAACCACACAUCAUACAACCAAACCAAAGAAAGAACACCAUUAUUUCCCAUCAGAGUUCCCUUUACUUCCAUUCACUAAACCAAUCAAUAAAAAUAUCUCCCUCGCUCUUUAAAAUCUUACAUUAUUACCCUACUCUCCUUCAUGAUCGAUCACUAAACCAACAAGAAAGAAAGAAAAAUACAUGGAUACAUUUGUAGACAGACUCCAUCGAAGCAACAGCAACAAUAACAGUAGCACUGGUAACAACAACACAAUUAGAAGGCUUAGAAGCAAUGGCAGCAUGAAAGGUGGCCAUGCUUCACCAAUGUUCCCUACUAAUGGCAAGAAACGUGGCUGUGCUUUUGAAAAUCCUGAACCCUCUUCUCCAAAGGUUACUUGCAUUGGUCAAGUGAGAGUAAAGACCAAGAAACAAGGCAAUAAACUGAGAACAAGAUCAGAGAAGAGAGGGGAGAUAAGUUUUAGAAGAGUAGACCAAAACAGCAAUGCUUUUGAAGGGAGCAAUAAUCAUCAAGAUUUGAUUAACAAUCAGUUCUUGAAUCAGCAGCAGCAACAAGAGGAUUUGUCAUCCAGGAAUCCAAGAUGGGUGCAUUUGCCUGUGACUAUAUGUGAAGCUUUAAGGACUUUUGGAGCUGAGUUUAAUUGCUUUUUACCUUGCCGGUCUUCAUGCACGGCAAGUGAAAAAGAGAAAGAAGAGAAGGCAGCGGCAGCAGGAUCUAAUAACAAUGGCAGUAGCUCUUGUGGGGCGGUGUUUGCUAGGUGGUUGGUGGCAGUGCAAGAGGAAGAAGGGAAAGGGAGGGAGAUAGAGUUGGUGGUUGGAGAAGAAGAAGUCGAAGAGGAAAGAGAUGAGAGGAGGAGGAGCUAUAGGAGACAUGUCUAUGAAGAGAUUCAAUUUAAAGAUGAGAAAUUUGGAGGAAAUGAGGAUUUGCAAGAAGAGGAAGAAGCAAGGGUAAAUAUUUGUAUACCACCAAAGAAUGCUUUGUUGUUGAUGAGGUGUAGAUCUGAUCCUGUUAAAAUGGCUGCUCUAGCUAAUAAGUUUUGGGAAGCACCUGCUCCGCAAGUUGAAGAAGAUGAGCAAGAAGAUAAUGAAAAGGAUAGAAAUUUGGGAGUAGAAGAAGAAAAGCGCGUCAAUGUAGAAGAUAAAAGAGAAGUUGGGCCAGGUCAUGAAGAGGAAGAGCAAAUAAAAGUUGUGCAAGAAAGUAUUAGGGAGCACAAGGAGGAUUUGUUUGUGGCUGAAAAUCUGGUCUCUUUCGAAACUGUUGAAGAGCAGCAUAUUCAAGAAACUGGUGUAGGUUUGGCUCUUUUGGAAGGCGAAGGUGGAGCAGAUAGCCAACAAGUCAGAAGCACAGUUGAGAACAUUGAUGGGGUUCUACAAGAAUGGAAUCUGGUGAAGCAAGAAGAGGAACCAGAAAUUCAUGAGGUCGUGAACUUGCAGCCAACAGCCACAGCACAAGAAACUGUUGGUCUAUGCAGUGAUCAGUCUUCACAAGAUCAAGAAAUUGCAGAUCCAGAGGCCUUGAUGAAUCACGAAAAUGAAAACAAGAUGGUUCAAGAAAAUGAGGAUAAUCAAGAAGACAGAACACUCAAAGCAGAACAAGAACAUGUAGUGGACUUCAGUGAUGACAUUGAGGAGAAUUCAGUGUCUGCACAGUUCGAACAAGAAAGCUUAGAGGUUGCUGUCAAAGACUUGCAGGACCAAGAACCAGAGCCACGCUCUGUUGCUGAAUCACAAGUACAAGAGUCAAAGGAAGAGAAAGAGACCGAGCAAGAGGAGGAAGAACAGACAGUGACCCAUGAAAGAUCCGAAGCCGAAGACCCGAAAACCCAGGAAGCUGGUCAAACGGGUACGGGUGUCAAGUCAAAGGAAAGAGAUAGUAGUCAACCACUGUUACCAGAUUGCCUGCUGUUAAUGAUGUGUGAGCCCAAGCUGUCAAUGGAGGUAUCCAAAGAAACUUGGGUUUGCACUACGGACUUCAUCAGAUGGUUACCAGAGCAUUCAAGGCCAGUCAAUAAAGCGGACGGUAAAGAUGAGCCCAAGAAAAGAGCCAGCAUCGACAGUAAUCCUGCGCAGGUGCAUAAUAGUAACGGCAUCAUCAACAACAACAACAACUUGCAGCAGCCAGCUAGGUCUUCUUGUUCAUAUCCGGGUAAGCCGCCGGCUCAUGGAGCCGGGACAGAGUCCAUGUCCACAAUGAUAGAGCAGAAGCUGGUGGGAGCCAGGGCAUACGAUCCAUUUGUUCUGACGCGCUGCAAGUCUGAACCAAUGAGGUCAGCUUCUAAGCUUGCCCCGGAGGCUUGUUUCUGGAUGAAUAGGAAGCUCGAGCCUCAUGGAGCAGCGGCUACGCUUGGGGUCGGCGCGGCUGGUGUUGGGUUUUAAAGGCCAUGUCGAUGGUAAUAAAAUUAAAGGGCUCCUGCUUAAAAGUUAAAAAAGAGUGCGGUAAGGGUAGUUUUUGUAGUAUUGGUAGCGGUGCUUUUACUCUUUUUUACUGCCAUGCGUUCCUGUAAAUCUUGCUUUCCCAUUAUUUGAAGCAAACCUCUUUUGUUUCUUUUUUGUCCUAUAAGAUAAGGCAGCAUCAUGUGUUUGUUACGACAUGGUGGAAAUAAUAGUGGAGUGGAGUAGAGUGCAUGUUACUACUGUAUGGUCCACUAGGGGUCUCUUUUGGCCCGUUUGAUUUGUGAGAUUCUGGGACUGAUGAAACAGGCAGUUGAGCAAUGAUUUGAUAUUGAAUUAUUAA